This is a messenger RNA of Diprion similis, 1412 nucleotides long. RefSeq names its product calcium/calmodulin-dependent protein kinase type IV-like. Gene Ontology annotation, cellular component: nucleus; cytoplasm. NCBI's taxonomy places the organism in Eukaryota, Metazoa, Arthropoda, Insecta, Hymenoptera, Diprionidae. The transcript is spliced from 10 exons. The record is from RefSeq and is a predicted model, not a curated record. Gene Ontology annotation, biological process: intracellular signal transduction; protein autophosphorylation; peptidyl-serine phosphorylation. Bases 356 to 1285 code for a protein of 309 amino acids. Gene Ontology annotation, molecular function: calcium/calmodulin-dependent protein kinase activity; calmodulin binding; ATP binding.
CAAGGCAAACGCGGAGAAAGAACAGUCGGACGUAAUUAUCCAUCUCGGUGAAAUUUUCCGCGUGGAAGUGAUUAAUUUCAGUUCAUUACACCUCCGGCCUUCGUCGAAGCGAUCGAGAUAAUCAACCGUCUUCGUUGCGGCUUCAACGUCCGCAGUGAGCGAGCGGCCUUUCGGCAUAAAACAUCGCAACAGCAACGCGACGACGACGCUACGUUCUCAGUGUCCGUUUUGACGGACUGUCAGUAACGAUCGUCGGAAAUACGAUACUUGUUAUAAUUUAUCGGACCUGGAACCGGCAAAUACAUUGCCGAAAAAUCAUUCUAGUGCAUAAUCGAAUUCAUUUCUUGCUGCACUCAUGACCAUGAUGGAGGACGAAGACGAUUGGCUAACGAGCGAUAUUUUCAAUGGGUCUUUUCACAAUGAUUACAUACUUGGCGAGAUGAUAGGAAGGGGUUCCGUGUCAACAGUCUACACCUGUCUUUACAAGGGGAGGAAAAAGUUUGCCUGCAAAAUGGUACCCAAGGAUCGGUUAAACAAAUCAGAAGUUCGAAGCAAGGUUGAAACGUUGCUGAAACUUCGCCACAACAAUAUCAUCUCGGUGAAGAUGGUUUACAAUGAGAGCCGCCAUUUGUUUGUGAUAACGGAUCUGGCAUCCGGAGGAGAACUGCUGGAGAGGCUGGCAUCAAGAGGAGGACACUCGGAGAGAGACGCUGCUAAAGCUGUUCGAGAUGCACUGGCUGCUUUGAAUUAUCUCCACGGGAUGGGACUUUGGCAUGGCAGUGUUCGCCCAGAGAAAUUGAUCUACGCAACAGAGGAUGAGAAUUCGCGACUCUUGCUGGUAGAUCGUGGAAUCGCCACAAAUCCGUUGAACGGGUACAAUGCUCUCUACUGCGCUCCUGAAGUAUUAGUUGGUCAUGUCGAGAAUACCGCGGCUGAUAUCUGGAGUCUGGGAGUCGUCAUUUACAUCAUGCUGUGCGGAUUUGAACCUUUUCGAGGAACGAUGGUAACCUUUUUUCCAUCACCGUAUUGGGAUGAUAAAACUACCGAAGCAAAACUUCUUAUAAGAAGGCUGAUGCAACAGCGACCGGAGGAUAGGCCGACGACCCGCGAUCUCCUCUUGGACCCGUGGGUUCUCGGUGAAAAAUCGAGCGAACUUCCAAUGCCGAACACUGCUAAACAGCUGCGCGAAUUUAACGCCAGGAGAAAAUUCAAAGCCGCGACUCUCGCUGUGAGAGCCACACGUCGAGCUAUGACGUUUGCGAAUUAUCAGGAAGCAGUGAUUUAACCAGAAACAAUGCCGCUUGUAUUUUGUUACAAACUAUUCCUUUCUAACAAUAAGUAAUAAGCUUCAACCGUUUACAGUUUCUGGAAUUGGAUGUAAAUUCUACCGAUUUCAGGAAUGGCAGAUGCUU